AUGUCUAUGAAUCAACAAAAUGACCCUUUUGCCGACACUGGGGAUUCAGAUUCGCAACCCACCAGUUACAUCCAUAUUCGUAUUCAACAACGUAACGGUAGAAAGACCUUGACUACCGUCCAAGGUGUCCCCCAAGAAUAUGACUUGAAGAAAAUCUUGAAGGUUUUGAAAAAGGACUUUGCCUGUAACGGUAACAUUGUUAAGGAUGAAGAAUUAGGUGAAGUUAUUCAAUUACAAGGUGACCAAAGAGUUAAGGUUUCUGAAUUUUUAACUACUCAAUUGGGUUUGUCCAAGAAGAAUAUCAAAAUCCAUGGUUUUUAA
Molecule: messenger RNA, 321 nt
Organism: Lizanozyma spartinae
Lineage: Eukaryota; Fungi; Ascomycota; Pichiomycetes; Serinales; Debaryomycetaceae
Gene: SUI1
Product: translation initiation factor eIF1
Exons: 2
Coding region: 1-321 (106 amino acids)
Biological process (GO): translational initiation
Cellular component (GO): eukaryotic 43S preinitiation complex
Molecular function (GO): ribosomal small subunit binding; RNA binding; translation initiation factor activity
Source: RefSeq, a predicted model, not a curated record